Fusarium venenatum is the source of this 969-nucleotide messenger RNA. NCBI's taxonomy places the organism in Eukaryota, Fungi, Ascomycota, Sordariomycetes, Hypocreales, Nectriaceae. The record is from RefSeq and is a predicted model, not a curated record.
AUGGAUAUCGACGAGGAUGAUGAUCUCUACCAGCCCGAAGAGCCUAAGCUCGAGAGCGCACCUGUCGAGGAUAACAAGCCCAAAGCAGACGACUUAGAGGAAGGCGAAGAAGAGGAUGAGGGCGCGGCCAUGGACGAAGAUGACGACGACGAUGAUGACUCUGAUAUCGAUAUUAUCACAGAGCGCAAAGACGGCACGAAACCAGCUCCUCCGCAACAGUCUAAAUAUAGCGACAUCCGAAAUAUUCCUCAAAGAACAGCUUCAAAUGAUAUGCCUGCACAGCCAGCACCAGUUAGGAAGGAAUCAGAAUCGCGGGCUUCACUCAACGUAGCUGCACCAAGCGCCGACAAGACUUCGGCUGCGGCUUCGAAAUCGACGAUCGACGUGAACGUGAACCCUAUUCAUCCUGGUACAGGGAAACCUAUCACCCAAGUCAACAUUGAUGAAGACAGUGACAAGCCAUGGCGAAAACCCGGUACAGAUAUCAGUGACUACUUCAAUUACGGCUUCGACGAAUUCACAUGGGCACUCUACGCCUCCAAGCAAGAGACUGUUAGAGGCGAGUUCGGAGCCGACGUCUUCGCACAGAACAACAAGAAGAUGAUGGAAGACUUCAACAUGAUGAUGAUGGGCGGCAUGGGUAUGCCAGGCGGCGGUAACUCUGGAGGCCAGCAAGCCGGUAUGUCUGGCGGCAUGGAUGGUAUGCCUCCCGAGAUGCAGGCUAUGAUGCAGCAGAUGAUGGCCUCGGGUAUGGAUCCAAGCCAAAUGGACCCCAGUCAGAUGAACGCCAUGUUCUCCGGCAUGCAAAACGCUGGAGGAGCCGGCGGUCAAGGCGCACAGGGCGGUCAAGGGGGCAAUUUUAGUGGCGGUUUUGGUGGCAACCAAGGCGGUUUUGGAUACGAUCAAAAUAUGUCGGGAGGUGGUGGCCGAGGCGGGUUUGGAGGCCGUGGACGCCGUGGGCGAUGGUAG